Molecule: messenger RNA, 351 nt
Organism: Telopea speciosissima
Lineage: Eukaryota; Viridiplantae; Streptophyta; Magnoliopsida; Proteales; Proteaceae
Product: disease resistance protein L6-like
Exons: 1
Coding region: 1-351 (116 amino acids)
Biological process (GO): signal transduction
Source: RefSeq, a predicted model, not a curated record
AUGAAGAAUUGUGGACUGGAGAAGCUAGCCAUUGGCCCAGCCCUCCUUAGAGCCAUUGAGGGCUCCAAAAUCUCGAUCCCUGUCUUCUCCAAAGGCUACGCUUCAAGCAAAUGGUGCCUCCUUGAGCUUUCUAAGAUACCUCAAUGCCAUCAAUCCAAAGGUCAAAUGGUCCUCCCCGUAUUCCUCGACGUUGAGCCAUCUCAUGUUCGGAAUCAGACUGGAAGUUUUGAGGGACCUUUUCAGGAACAUGAGAAGAAAUUUGAACCCCAUAUUGUAGAGAGUUGGAGGGAAGCUUUGCGAGUGGUAGGGAAUCUGAAGGGACAUGUUCUCAAGGACGACGUAAAUGGGUGA